Molecule: messenger RNA, 528 nt
Organism: Aspergillus fumigatus Af293
Lineage: Eukaryota; Fungi; Ascomycota; Eurotiomycetes; Eurotiales; Aspergillaceae
Product: mannoprotein
Exons: 2
Coding region: 1-528 (175 amino acids)
Cellular component (GO): extracellular region
Source: RefSeq, a predicted model, not a curated record
AUGCUCUUCUCCCGCGUGGCCCCAGUAGCCCUACUCGUCGCCCUCGCGACGUCCUCCCUGGGCGCGGUCAGUGCCAAGCAGGCUAUUGAAAGCAUGAAUGCCCUCCAAAAUACCGUCUCUGAGGCCCGCAGAAGCAUCGAGGGAUGGAACGGCGGCCUUCUAGGCGUCAUCCCCGUCGCCAGCAAACUCCAGGAGGUAAAGACCUCUGCCACCGACACACGAAGAACCAUCGAGCAGUCCGAUGCUUUUGGUGAAGAUGACCAGGAGGAUGUUCUAGCUGCUUAUCAGCAAUUGCAUCCGGAGAUUGUGGGAGCCCUCAAUGCAGCAGAAGAGAAGGCACCGGCAUUCAAAGUUGCGGGAGUGGCCUUCGUGGCCAGGGCUAUGAUGGAUGAUCUCAAAAGUGAGAAGGAGAAAUUCGAGACCACGAUGCAGGGAAAGGUCCCUGCUGAGAGGUACCGCAGCGCUGAGUCCAAGGUUGCUGAGGUUAAUGCUGCCUUUGAUAGUGCUCACAAGGCGCUCUCUACUUAA